Talaromyces marneffei is the source of this 1107-nucleotide messenger RNA. RefSeq lists its product as uncharacterized. Bases 1 to 1107 code for a protein of 368 amino acids. Gene Ontology annotation, biological process: chromatin organization. Lineage: Eukaryota; Fungi; Ascomycota; Eurotiomycetes; Eurotiales; Trichocomaceae. Gene Ontology annotation, cellular component: nucleus. The transcript has 3 exons. The record is from RefSeq and is a predicted model, not a curated record.
AUGUCAACCGAACCGCCAAGUCGAACAUCGACUCCUCGAUCAUUCACAGGCCAGUCAGCCUCAGCGGAGGACUUACUCAAAUCACAAACAGUCGGCCUAGUCCAUCUUUCGGAAUUUCGCAAACGGCGAGCAGAGGUUCUUGAACAAAAAGAGCGCGAAGCGCAUGACAAGUCGUUGGGACGAUUCACACCGGGCACUUCGAGAACAGGAACUCCCUCUCAAGGCGAUCCGACAGACGGUGCGCUGACAGCCAACCCCGUUUCCUCGGACGGUCGACCAAAGAAGAAGAAAAAGGCACUAGCGAAGAGCAAGCUGUCUUUCGGAGACGAUGAUGAUACAAACGAUACUGGAGAAGACUCCAGUGCAGCGACGCCACAGCCAACUACCAAGAAGCGGUUAGAAGGCAGUGCUGCUAUACCAUCGCGCAAGAUCACCGCCAACCCCAAUGCUCCUCCCCCGCCAAAGACACUUACGAAAGCCGCGCUUGAGGCUGAGGCGCAAGCGCGUGAUGCAUUACGAAAAGAGUUUCUGGCUAUGCAAGAGAAGAUCAAAGCUACGGAGAUUAUAAUACCUUUUGUUUUCUACGACGGAACAAACAUCCCCGCAGGGCAGGUGAAAGUCAAGAAAGGCGAUCACAUUUGGCUAUUCCUUGACCGAUGUAGGAAAGUUGGUGCCGAGCUGGGGGUAGCAGGUGCUCAAAAAAGUAGUCGUGCGAAACGUGAUAACCGUCGAGAAUGGGCUAGAGUCGGUGUGGACGAUCUCAUGCUUGUGCGAGGGGAUAUCAUUGUACCUCAUCACUAUGAGUUCUACUACUUUAUAGCCAACAAAGUACCCAGUUUUGGCAAGACUGGAGGGUUAUUGUUCGAUUUCUCAGCGAAUGUACCUCCCGAGAAAGAGGAUGAACCGGUCUCACAACCAAGUGAUGAAGAGCUCGAGGGCGCCAACACCGAUCCAACAUUAACGAAGGUUGUGGAUCGACGAUGGUAUGAGAAGAAUAAGCACAUAUUUCCAGCCAGUUUAUGGCGCGAAUACGAGCCCGGCGAGGAGUUUCUGGAGAAGAUGAAGUCUACCAGAAGAGAUGCUCAGGGCAACGCAUUCUUCUUUUAA